This is a messenger RNA of Anopheles coluzzii, 7405 nucleotides long. It is a transcript of the gene alpha-Man-IIb, whose product is annotated as alpha-mannosidase 2. The record is from RefSeq and is a predicted model, not a curated record. Bases 1452 to 5255 code for a protein of 1267 amino acids. Gene Ontology annotation, biological process: N-glycan processing; protein deglycosylation; mannose metabolic process. The transcript is spliced from 8 exons. Gene Ontology annotation, cellular component: Golgi membrane. Lineage: Eukaryota; Metazoa; Arthropoda; Insecta; Diptera; Culicidae. Gene Ontology annotation, molecular function: carbohydrate binding; alpha-mannosidase activity.
CGGCAUAGCAAACCUGCUCAGUCUCUCAAAAUUAUUUCUUUCUUCACUGCGUGCGGUUGUGUUUCCCACCGCUCGACACGGUGAACAACGCGUUCGUCCGGUUGGUUUGGAAUGGCAAAUUGAACCGAAAUCGAUUGUUUACGCGUCGUGUAUGUGUGUGUGCGUGCUUGUGUAUACUGUUUUUGCGUGAUGUGAUGUGUGUCGCUUGCACUAAAUUCAAAGGGCAUAAAUAUUGUGAUUAAAGUACGGAAAGAACCGCGUCGCAGCAGAGAAGUAACGCUCCCGGUGCACGGUGGUGCUACCGCGAUUGGAAUUCCGGAACGGUCGUGUCCUGACCCGUGUGAUAAUUGCGAUCAUUACCGUCCCACAGUACCUCCGUGUGUUCGCAGCAUUGCGUCGGCCAAUGGGCAGGAAGUGAGUUUAUGUUCCAUCUUUGCCAACUAUUAUUAGUAAUGUGUAGAUGCGCAAGAAGCAACAGCAGCAACAGCAGCAGCAGCGAAUCAAGGUAGAGGUCGAAAGCGAAAAAAGGCGAGAUUUUGUUUUGAUGCGCUUACGACCUCUCCGGUGGAUCGGUGUGUGAGAUACAAGUGACGGAUGCGAACGGUGUGCUCGAUUGUUGUGUCUGUGUGCGUGUAAACGCGUCCGUACGGUACAGGGUUGUUUAUGAAACGAGAUCAAUUUCAUCACAGGUCAGUGUCGAUUUAGUGCUCAAAACACGCAAAGUUACUAGAACGUAGUUUGUGGAACGAAACACAUCGACUAGCCGAAGUCCGUAAAGUGCUGUCUGUGCUGCUGGAAUAAGAUAUAUCAUUGUCCUUUUCAUCUCCAUCUAUAUCUGCAAAAAAAGGAUGUACUGCUUGUAACAACAUAAUGAAUCUGUAUGAUUCCAAAGACGACUGUCCGCGAGCGCGGCUACAACGUGCUACAUCCGCUGAAAGUGCGAAUCACUCACUUGACUAAGCGCCAAGCGACGGACGACUAUGGCGGUUGUCAAUGCGCUGCUACACCCUGAAGUACCACCGACAGCUGCUAGGCAAACCCAGCGGAGCCUGGACCUGAGGCACACCGGCUAACCUGAUGCCAAUGCAGGAGUGAAACGUAAACGUGUACACAGCCCCAACUCGAUACAGCGAUUCGCGCGCGUUCGCAAGCCAAAAGGAUCUCAUACUCGUUUAGUUGAUUUUAAUUUCUCAUUACGUUAAGUGUCACGUUUUCCUUUCACGUGCUGUUGUUUUAUUCCAUUGCGUGACUGUGUGUAUGUAUGUGUAUGUGUGUGCUUAAUGUGCAUGGAAACUUUGAUGUAAAUUGCUUGGGGUGUACCAGAACGCUGGUUGUGGUGAUCACAUCUCAACAGGCGGCACUUUUGACAAGUUGGCAAAACUAGAUCGGAUUAGAGAGGGACGGUAAAACAGCAAAGCAAAAUAACAGAAAACAGAAAAGAUAACGAUAACAUGACGAUGAAGCUGUUUCGACGCGGUUCGCCACGAUGUAUCGGGCUGCUGUCUGCGUUCGUGACGAUCCUGCUCUGCCUGUACUACAUCUCCAUGGGGCAACCGUCGCCGGCUGGAUCCGGCCCAUCCGCUCCGACGGGGAUGGACGGCAAAGAUGCGUCCGGCGGUCCGAUGACAGGGGGCUUAGCCCAUCAGAAACGAUCUAACGGACAGCAUACGGGACCGAAUGCAAAUCACUCGUGGCACAGUUGGUUGCGGAGCAGUCUUAACUCGAUCGGUCGGCAGCAGCAGCAGCACAUUGCCGAUCGGGCAGGUGAUAAUGUGCGAGGCGACAAUGGGGACGGCGAUGGCGAUGGGAUCGCACCAGAGGACGGUACCGACGGUGCCAGUGGACCCCUGCCCCGGUUCGGUAGUCGUUGGGACGAGUGCAGCAUGCUGGAGGAGGCACCCACCGAUAUCACCACCGUGGACGAGUAUGGAAAAUUCGAUUUCCAGCCAGAAUGGAUGAAAACCAAGGAAUACUGGGACAAAGACUUCGAAACACGCUAUGAAAAUCUGCAAAAGGAUCCGAAAAGGCCACCGCUAAAGAUUGUGGUGGUUCCGCAUUCGCACAACGAUCCCGGCUGGCUGAAAACCUUCGUCAACUACUUCCAGUCAGAUUCGCGCCAAAUUCUGAACCUGGCCGUCACGAAAAUGCCCGAGUACGGCAACAUGUCGUUCAUCUGGAGUGAAAUCAGCUUCCUGCAGCUGUGGUGGGAUCAGGCCCAUCCGACCAAACAACGGAUACUAAAGAAAUUGGUACAAUCUGGCCGAUUGGAAAUUACUACCGGGGGCUGGGUGAUGACGGACGAAGCGAACGCUCAUCUGUACGCAAUGGUUGACCAGCUAAUUGAAGGACACCAGUGGGUAAAGGCGAACCUAAACAUAACGCCCAAGACGGGCUGGAGUAUUGAUCCGUUCGGGCAUGGCAGUACCGUGCCGUAUUUGCUAGCUGCUUCCGGUUUCAAGGGCACGAUCAUUCAGCGCAUCCACUACGCCUGGAAACAGUGGUUCGCCCGCCACCGGUACGGAGAUUUCCUCUGGACGCCGUACUGGAAAAAUCCCUCGGACGGUGGCGCCAGUCAGGCGCGCGCUCACAGCAUGCUAACGCACAACAUGCCGUUCGACAUCUACUCGAUCAAGCACUCGUGCGGUCCGCAUCCGUUCAUCUGUCUGAACUUUGACUUCCGCAAGAUCCCGGGCGAGUACACCGAGUACUCGAUCAAGGCACAGUUCAUCACGCCGGAAAACAUCGAAGCCAAGGCGGACCUGCUGAUGGAGCAGUACUCCCGCACGGCCUCGCUGUUCCCGCACAACGUGGCGCUCAUCCCGGUCGGGGACGAUUUCCGCUACAACAAGGAGAAAGAAAUGGAGCAGCAGUACACGAACUACAAGAAGCUGAUCGACUACAUCAACGAGCAUCGGUCGAAGUACAACGCCGAGAUCAGCUUCGGCACGCCGGUGGACUAUUUUAACGCGAUCCGCGAACGGUACGAUCGGUUCCCGACGCUCAAGGGCGACUUCUUCGUGUACGCCGACAUCUUCAACGAGGGCCGGCCGGCCUACUGGUCCGGCUACUUCACCACCCGCCCGUACUACAAGAUACUGAGCCGCGAGCUCGAGCACAACCUGCGCAGCCUGGAGAUACUGUUCACGAUCGCGUUCAACCGGGCACGGCAGACCGGCAGCUCGAACGCGUUCAAAAUUUACGAAAAGAACUACGAAAAGAUGAUACUGGCGCGGCGCAAUCUGGGGCUGUUUCAGCAUCACGACGCCAUCACCGGCACCUCGAAGGCGAACGUGAUGCGCGACUACGCGCUGCGCCUGUUCGAGAGCAUCCAGGACACGGUGAAGCUGCAGGAGAAAACGAUCGAACUGCUGGUGCAGCGGAAACCGCACGACCAGCAGCAGCACGGCUUCCUGAUCGGCGAGCUCGAGCGGGACAACUUUGGCAAGCUGCCGCGCAAAACGCCCAUCAUCGUGACGGAGGGCCGCAGCACGGACUUUAUCGUGUACAAUGCGCUCGCCCAGGAGCGGCUCGAAGUCGUCACGAUACGCACGCUGACGCCGCGCGUCAAGAUACUGGACGCGGCCGGCAAAGCGAUCGACAUCCAGAUCAACCCGGUGUGGAACAUUACCGAGACGUCGUACACGUCGCGCAAGAUCGUCCCCUCGGACAAGGAGUACGAGGUAAUGUUUGUGGCCCGGCUGGCGCCGCUCUCGCUCACCACCUACACGGCGGCGUACGACGAGGACGGAUACCAGGGCAAGAUGGCCACGCUGUACUGUACGGAGUGUCAGGACGAGAAGACGAAAGCGUUCGAGGUGCGCACCAAGCAGCCGGGCGACAUCCAGCUGGAGAACUACAAGAUGCGCCUGCUGUUCGACGAGCAGAGCGGCUUCCUCAAGUCGGUCACGAAGAAGCACAUGGGCAAGCAGAUCCAGUGCGCGAUCAAAUUCGCCGCGUACAAGAGCGCCCAGUUCCAUUCCGGCGCGUACCUGUUCAAGACCGAUCCGGAGCAGCGCAACUCGGAAAAGGACGUGCUGGAGCAGUACAACGACAUGACGAUCCUGAUCACGUCCGGCCCGCUGGCCAGCGAUGUGACCGCCAUUUACGGGCCGUUCCUAGCGCACACGGUGCGCAUCUAUAACUCGAACAGCGUGCUGGACAGCGCGAUCUACAUCGAGAACGAUAUCGACUUCGAGGCGCCGCCGAAGAACCGUGAGACGGAGCUGUUUAUGCGCUUCGUGACCGACAUCGAGAAUGGCGCUAGCGAAAACCCGGAGUUUUACUCCGACCUGAACGGCUUCCAGUACCAGAAGCGCGUCAAGGUGUCGGCCAUCGGGGUGGAGGGUAACUACUUCCCGAUCACGUCCGGCGCCUUCAUCCAGGACGAUCGGAUGCGGCUGACACUGCUGACGACGCACGCCCAGGGUGCGGCAAGCCUCGAGCCGGGCCAGCUGGAGGUAAUGCUCGACCGGCGCACGCUGUACGACGAUUACCGCGGCAUGGGCGAAGGUGUGAUCGAUAGCCGGCUGACGCGGCACCGGUUUUGGCUGACGCUGGAAACGAUCGACGCACAGCAGCCACCGAACGUGGAACCAGCCGCACCGAAUGGGCAGGAGGAACAGGAGCCCCAACAGCAACAGCAGAAGGAAAGCAGCACCACUGCCUCCGACCCGUACCAGCUGCCCAGCAUCUUUGCCAAUGCGCUCGCGAACGGGCUCAACUACCCUGCCAACCUGUUCAUCGUCGAGCGGUACGACGAGAGCAAUCAGCUCGAGCUGAACCGAGCGGUGCGGCUUCUGCGCGUCCAGUUUCCGUGCGAUCUGCACAUGCUGAAUCUGCGCACGCUCACCGAAAACAAUCUACCCCUGUUUCCCUCCAGCUCGGCGCUGCUCGUACUGCAGCGGCAAGGGUACAGCUGUCGGAUAGGGGGCGAGGAGACGAUCGCUUACUUCUGCGGUAACGGCAGUAGCAGCAGUAGCAGUAGUGGUAGCAGCAGCACUAGCAAUCCUGCCAACAAUGCUGUCAUCGAUGGCGGCGGCGGUGGAGAAAGAGACGGAGGUGGUGGUGGUAAUGAGAUCAAUCAGCAUCAUCCGACGGAGCCACGGGAGCUGCAACUGUUCCGGCGGUUACGAAUCGACGCGAUCCAGGCGACCUCACUGACCGGGCUGCAUCCGGGCGAACGGCUCGCAUCCUUCACCGACAUCUAUCUCGAGCCGAUGGCACUCAAGACAUACAAUCUGACCUUUGCAAAGUAAAACCCACAUUGCACUGACGAACCCCCUCCCGCAGAAAGGAGGGGGGAUGAGUUCCAAAGGGCAGCAUCGCGUAAAAGCUGACGCGCGCAUUCCAAGCAUUCCACAGUCGAAAGGGAGAGUAUCCUCAACGGAAAAUGGAAGAUAGUAGCAGCCGGCGAAAGGGAUGAAGAAAUAAUCCUCUUCGGGCAACUCUAGGACAUAAAACAAGGGAAAACUCCUCAGCGUGUGUGUGUGUUUGUAUUCAAUUAGUCAACAAUUAGGAGAAACGGUUGGCCCGAGACACAAGCGCCAAGACGUUAGACCACACAUGACAGUAAAUACCACUAAAUGAAUGGAAUCUCACGAACAACAAUGGAUGGAUAAAAAGCUCUCUCUUCGUUCUCUGUCCAUCUUUACACACAAUCUUUCUUCUCUAUCUCUCUCUCUCUCUCUCUCUCUCUCUCUCUCUCUCACUCUCUAUCUUUGUCUCUUCCAAACUCGUAAUGCAGUUUACGAGAAUAGUUAAUUUUAAUGGAAUAUUUUUAACGAUCUGUUCGAGUGCGUUCGUGUGCAUGUGUAUGUGUUUGGACAAACCCGGAAGCGUAUCCUUUUGGCAGGAUACUAAACUAAUGUAGCAACGCAAACAAGCACAUACGAAACGAAAACAUCGUCAUUCGUUCUGUCCUUUUACUCUCCAUUUAACAAGCGAAAAGACAAACGCGCCUGUUCGACACAUACACACAGAGAAACUGGAACUAUACUUUCCAUCCAUAAGAAAAACAUGACGCUAGUGUAAUUUAACGUUAAGAUAGUGUGUAAUGGACAAGGGUUCACACCAAACCAAGGGCCCGGGUUGAAUCCCGGAUGAACGAAUGGAUGGAUGGAUGGUUGGAUGGUUGGAUGGAUAUGCAGGGCAAUUAAUGAAAACACAGAUAAAACUAGGCAUGUUAUUAAAAUGAUAAAGCAAACCACAACACUAAUUUAAUUGCACGUGGUAGUUCACACAUACACACACAGAGAAAGACACACUCACACAACUAUAUACACUUAGUGAAUAAAAAACACUACCGACAAGUGGGAUAACUUACACAACUAGCGCGUGGGAAAGAAUUUAGGAAGUGUAAAACAGUAGCUUAAGAAGUAAGUAAAUGAUUGCGCAGUGGCAGGAGGCAAAUGCAUGGUGCAGAAGAAAGUAAUAGGAGACAACAACAAAAGCGAGAAGUACAGUGAAGUAGGGAAAAACGAAUUUGCCCUCGUAAAGAAGGGAAAGGAAAGUAGGUGAACAUGACAAAAGUAUUGUAAAAGAAAUAAAAAAAAACGCGUGUGAGUGUGUGUGCGUGUGUGCAGAUGUGUACUGUUAGACAUACUGGACGUAGCGAAAAACGAAUGGAACGAACUUAUACAAUUAUAUAGCAAACAAACAAAAUGGCCCAAACAUGCAAUGGGCCCGGAGGGUGCUGUUGUAGAUUAUAUUUAUGUAUUUUUACUACCUAGUUACGUCCACAUACUUGUCAUAACUGUUUCGUUCAUUUUUUCCGGCGAAUGAUUAACAACACGCUUUAACUGCCUUGAUUGAAAAAUAUUAUUUUGGGGUAGUACAACACACGCUUGUUACACUUUUGUUCGAGUUUCCUCCGGUUCAUUCCAUUCCAAGGACACACAGCCUAAUACACCGCUACCAACUGUGAAUUAAACGGUAAAGAGUGUUCCGUUCCGUUGAGGGGUCGAAGUGCAGGGUUGUCAAAUCGUAGCUCACUACGGCUGAUGACGUUUCUUCGACACCGGAACACUUUUUACAGUACCCGGUACAAAUCGCCUCUAGUAUUAGCACCCGUUCAAGGACAACAGUUAUUUGUUUAACGCAUUUUUUCACCUUUUUGCUAAGUCCAAUCUUUUCUUACGAUUUUAGACAAAAACUAGAGAAAUCUGUUGUAAAGCUUUAAGUUUAAGCAAAAUUAAUUGGUUGACCUCGCGUGCACCUUUUUUUAUUGUUGUUACAAUUCGAUACAGGAACAAACACUCUAGCGCAAUUGUUGUUACUCUUACUCAGAACAAUACACUAAUGAUUUCCACCACCUCCCGUUCGAAUGAGGGAAUACGCUGACGGUUUGUAAUAAAGAUAGCUUAGCUAGCAGCAACAGCAGCAGCAGUGUAGUAGUGGUAGCCCUGCA